Callorhinchus milii (elephant shark) is the source of this 585-nucleotide messenger RNA. Its product is annotated as protein-tyrosine kinase 2-beta-like. The annotation marks the transcript as partial. The transcript is spliced from 6 exons. NCBI's taxonomy places the organism in Eukaryota, Metazoa, Chordata, Chondrichthyes, Chimaeriformes, Callorhinchidae. Gene Ontology annotation, molecular function: ATP binding; protein tyrosine kinase activity. Gene Ontology annotation, cellular component: dendritic spine; focal adhesion. The record is from RefSeq and is a predicted model, not a curated record. Gene Ontology annotation, biological process: protein phosphorylation.
AUGCUCCUUUACACUUCAUACCAGAGGCCUGUAGGUCCUCACCGUGAGAUCUCCCGCAGUGAUGUGGUUCUAGGGAGGAUAUUGGGGGAAGGAUUCUUUGGUCAAGUUUACGAAGGCGUUUACACAACACCUGCCGGGGAGAGGAUGUCGGUCGCUGUGAAGACGUGUAAACGCUCCUGUGCUCUCGACGUCAAAGAGAAGUUCAUGGCAGAAGCCGGGCUGAUGCGGCGGUUGGACCACCCCCAUGUGGUGCGGAUGAUUGCAAUGAUUGAGGAGGAACCUGUGUGGAUCAUUAUGGAGCUCUAUCCGUACGGAGAGCUCGAGACGUACCUCGUGGCCAACAAGAAAACGCUGGAGGUCGUGACCCUCAUCAGCUUCGCCUGUCAGGUCGCGGGAGCUCUCGCGUACCUGGAGGGUAUCAACUGUGUCCACAGGGACAUUGCUGUGAGGAACAUCCUUGUAGCGGCUCCUGACUGUGUGAAACUCGGAGACUUCGGUCUCUCUCGGUACAUCGAGGCAGAGGAGUAUUAUAAAGGUCAGAGUCUGCAGAGUGGGGGAGCACCGGGGGGCAGAGGGGGGGCUGGG